Messenger RNA from Centruroides sculpturatus (bark scorpion), 1315 nucleotides. It is a transcript of the gene Vps36, whose product is annotated as vacuolar protein-sorting-associated protein 36-like. Lineage: Eukaryota; Metazoa; Arthropoda; Arachnida; Scorpiones; Buthidae. Gene Ontology annotation, biological process: protein transport to vacuole involved in ubiquitin-dependent protein catabolic process via the multivesicular body sorting pathway. Gene Ontology annotation, molecular function: ubiquitin binding; phosphatidylinositol-3-phosphate binding. The coding region runs from base 64 to 1092 and encodes 342 amino acids. Gene Ontology annotation, cellular component: late endosome membrane; ESCRT II complex. The record is from RefSeq and is a predicted model, not a curated record. The transcript is spliced from 12 exons.
AUUUUUAUUUUGGUUCGUACGUAAUUUAUGAUUUUUAUCGUGUGAAUUGGAUCCGAACCAGAAAUGAAUAGAUUUGUUUGGGAAGGAGAUAUUUCCCAAAGCGAAAGAGAAAUCACGCGACAGAAUCAUAUAAGAAUAUACGACGGUGACGAAAAAACUAACUUUGAUAAUGGAGAAUUAAUACUAACUACACAUCGAUUUCUUUGGAAGGAUAAUCAUCAGCGGGAAAAGGAAUUAUCUCUUCAUUUAUCUCUUGUGGUUUUUGCCGAGAAAGAAAAUAGAGGAUGGACAAGAAGUGGAAAAAUUGUGGUUCAUUUAAGUCAACUUCCUGAAAAUCAAAAGUCUUUAGGGCCUGUUAAAUAUAGUCCAUUUAAUUUUGUAAAAUUUUCAUUUGUACAAGGAGGAGAAUCAGAAUUUUUUCAAAGUUUAACAGAAGUUUUAGAAAAAAAAGAAUGGGAAAAAGUGCCUUUAGUAGGAAUAUCGGCAAAAGAUAUGGUCAAUAUGUCAAAGACUAUUGCACAGAAAAUCACUGAAAAGAAAGGUUGUAUUUCUGAAGACGAGACUAUACAAUUUAAAUCACAUUUGCUAAGCUUGGGAAUCAGUGAUCCUGUUACAAGAGAUACACAUGGAACUGGUGAUAUAUAUCAUUCAGAGUUAGCAAAACAAUUAGUACAAAUUUUAGAAAAACCCCUUGAAGAUGCUGGAGGAAUUUUGUCAUUAACAGAUGUUUAUUGUAGAAUAAAUAGAGCCAGGGGACUAGAGCUCAUAUCACCUGAAGAUUUAGUAAAUGCCUGUAAUAUGUUAGAAACUCUAAAUUUGCCAAUAAAAUUGCAUACCUUUGAUAGUGGAGUUAAGGUACUGAAAUCUGCUUCUAUUGAUGAACAUUCUGAUGCUGAAAAAUUAAAAGAAUUGCUGACGGAACACACGUGCUUAUCUGCCGACGAACUCUCUCGUAUUCUCAACACGACUGUAAUCUUAGCCAGAGAAAGGUUGCUCCAAGCGGAAAAAGAUGGCAUAGCUUGCAGAGACGACUCGAUAGAAGGCUUACGAUUCUAUCCGAAUAUGUUUUUGUUAGAAGGUGUAAAGUCGUAAUUUAUAUAUAAUUAAUAAAUAUGCAAUUAUUGUCACUUUAAGUGCAAAGAAUACUUUUUUAUUUUAGAUAUGAUAUAACUUAUUUGAAAUUUUGCAGAAAAAUGAAAAACUGUAUUUAUAUGAAACUGAACAGGCAAAUACCACAUAAUUUAAAAUGUUCAAGAAUUUUUUAUUUUGUAAAUUAAAUAAAGAAAUGUAUAUUUUUUGUUGUUAUUAUAAAUAA